This is a messenger RNA of Symphalangus syndactylus (siamang), 1382 nucleotides long. Its product is annotated as DDB1- and CUL4-associated factor 6. Gene Ontology annotation, cellular component: cytoplasm; Cul4-RING E3 ubiquitin ligase complex. Gene Ontology annotation, biological process: positive regulation of transcription by RNA polymerase II. NCBI's taxonomy places the organism in Eukaryota, Metazoa, Chordata, Mammalia, Primates, Hylobatidae. The record is from RefSeq and is a predicted model, not a curated record. Gene Ontology annotation, molecular function: protein binding.
ACAUGAGGAAAAGGUCCCUUGGGCUGGAGGACCCGUCCCAGCUGCGGGGCCACUACCUGGGAAGAAGAUAAUUUAUCCAAAUAUUGAAACUUGAAGCAACCCUAAAUGUGCAUGUUGGCUGUGUUAAUACAAUCUGUUGGAAUGACACUGGAGAAUAUAUUUUAUCUGGCUCAGAUGACACCAAAUUAGUAAUUAGUAAUCCCUACAGCAGAAAGGUUUUGACAACAAUUCAUUCGGGGCACCAAGCAAACAUAUUUAGUUCAAAGUUCUUACCUUGCACAAAUGAUAAACAGAUUGUAUCCUGCUCUGGAGAUGGAGUAAUAUUUUAUACCAAUGUUGAGCAAGAUGCAGAAACCAACAGACAAUGCCAAUUUACAUGCCACUAUGGAACUACUUAUGAGAUUAUGACUGUACCCAAUGACCCUUACACUUUUCUCUCUUGUGGUGAAGACAGAACUGGUAGGUGGUUUGAUACAUGCAUCAAAACUAGCUGCACAAAAGAAGAUUGUAAAGAUGAUAUUUUAAUUAACUGUUGACGUGCUGCCACAUCUGUUGCUAUUUGCCCACCAAUACCAUAUUACUUUGUUGUUGGUUGUUCUUAUAGCUCAGUACAAAUAUAUGAUUGGCGAAUGCUGGGCACAAGAGCUACAGGGAAUUAUGCAGGUUGAGGGACUACUGGAAUGGUUGUCCAUUUUAUUGCGUCCCAUCUUAAUAAGUCCUGCAGUGUGACAUUUCUGUGUUACGGUGAAGAUGGUCAAGAGAUUCUCAUUAGUUACUCUUCAGAUUACAUAUAUCUUUUUGACCCGAAAGAUGAUACAGCACGAGAACUUAAAACUCCUUCUGUGGAAGAGAGAAGAGAAGAGUUACGACAAUCACCAGUUAAGCGUUUGAGACUUCGUGGUGAUUGGUCAGAUACUGGACCCAGAGCAAGGCCUGAGAGUGAACAAGAACGACAUGGAGAGCAGAGUCCCAAUGUGUCAUUGAUGCAGAGAAUGUCUGAUAUGUUAUCAAGACGGUUCGAAGAAGCAAGUGAGGUUGCACAAAGCAAUAGAGGAUGAGGAAGAUCUUGACCCAGAGGUGGAACAAGUCAAUCAGAUAUUUCAACUCUUCCUGUGGUCCCAUCAAGUCCUAAUUUGGAAGUGAGUGAAACUGCAAUGGAAGUAGAUACUCCAGCUGAACAAUUUCUUCAGCCAUCUACAUCCUCUACAAUGUCAGCUCAGGCUCAUUCGACAUCAUCUCCCACAGAAAGCCCUCAUUCUGCUCCUUUUUUAUCUUUGCCAGACAGUGAACAACGGCAGUCUGUUGAGGCAUCUGGACACCACACACAUCAUCAGACUGAUUCACCUUCUUCUGUGGUUAACAAACAGCUCAGAUCCAUGUAA